CUUUUAUGGACGCGUAUACAUAGUUUUUCUCAUCUGACAGUGCUUGAAAUUUUUAUAAAAUUUACAAAAUAUUCUGAAGAAAAAUCGAAAUAAGCAAAAUGAAUGAGGGGAGUGAAUACUCCAUACACUCUAUAUGUCGCAUUUGCUUAAAUCAUUUGCGAAACGAUCCGGCAUAUGACCUGUUUCUUGUCCCUGGUCUGGCCAAGAAACUUUGUGUGUGCACUUCACUCUCAGUGGAACAACACGAUGGCUUCCCGAAAAACCUUUGCUCCACUUGCUAUACCCGGCUGAACGACUUGCAUGGAUUUCAGAAGCAAUGCGUGGACUCUGCCCAAAAGUUUCAAGAAAUGGUCGCCAACAAUUAUUUCACACCUGUUAUUGCUGAUAUUAAUCAAAUUGACAAUGUGGAUAUUCUUCAAGUACCGCCCCCGGAUGGAGAAAUGGACGAAGAUCGCAUCAACUUCGAUCCACUUCUGAAUACUAAAAUAGAAAUCAUCGAAAACGAGGAGGAUGUCUUCAAAAUGCUAGAAGAUGUUGAUAAGGAUGUGGAGGAAGUGGAGAAGGCGAAGGAGUCCUCAAGCGAGAGCGAAGCCGAAAAUGACGAUGAUGAUGUUGAUUUUGAAGCAAACAGCAGCGAAUCUGACGACGCUAUGCCCUUGUCCCGUCUACGAAGCAGUACUAGAGCAACCAAAUCGAAGGCAAAGAAAAAAGCUGAUGAUGAUGAUGAUGAUUCUUCUAGCUCUGAUUCCGACAAUGAUGACGAUGACGACGAUGAUGAUGACGAUAAGCCCAAAACAAAACCAAAACGCAAACGCAUUCCGGCCGCUGAGCGACAUCUUCACCGUCUCAUCGAUUGUCACAUCUGUCAUCAGAAAUUCAAGAAGGCAAUUCGCUAUGAGGAGCACAUGAAGCAUCACAACGAUCUGUUGCCAUUCCAGUGUACUGUGGAGACCUGCAAGAAGGGCUUCACCACGGCUGGUGGUCUGCGACUUCAUAUGGAUCACGCCCAUUCGGAAUUCUCUGAGGUUCAUGCCUGUACAUUUGAGGGAUGUGACAAGACAUUCCCCAGAUCUGUAUUGCUCACGUUCCAUAUGAAGAAGGUGCACAAAGUGGCCAAGGCUGAAACCCGAAAUCAUCCAUGCACAGAGUGCGAAAAGGUUUUCCGCUGUCCAACAGCGCUUAAGAAGCAUAUGUACAAGCAUACUGGAGAGGAGCUGCCUUUUGCAUGUGAAAUCUGUGGCAAACGCUUCCACAUACACAGUGUGCUCAGGGAUCAUCUUUUGCGCCACGCCGGCGUGAAGAAUCACGUUUGUCCCUACUGUGGCGUGGGCAAGACAACUCGUCAGGAGUGGAACAAGCACAUAUUGACACACACUAGAGAGAAGCAGUUCCAGUGUCGCCAGUGCGAUCAUUCAUCUCAUAAUAAACAGGCUCUGUCCAACCACGUCAAGGUGGUUCACAUGAAGAUCAAGAACUUUGCCUGUCAAUAUUGCGGCAAGACAUUUGGCAAAUCGCACGCUUGCAAGAUCCACGAGAGACUCCACACGGGCGAGAAUUGCUGCGAGUGCAAGAUCUGUGGUAAGAUCUUCUUGUUCGAGAAGCGAUUGACAAAGCAUUUGCAGAUUCACGAGAAGCGUGAGAUACCACCACCAACAGCUGCUGGCAAUCCGACAGUCGAAGGAGAUGCUCAAACAACACCGACUAUGAACCAGGAAAUGGCAGAGCCUGUGGACAUCAAGCCCGUGCCAAUAGUUCCGCCUAAACCCAAAAACUCACAUCGAGUUGAGCGUGUGGACAUAUCUCAGCUGGCAGGCACCUCUGUCAACCCCAUACCUUCGGUUUCUGUGCCAUCCUGGUCGCCGCAGGUCAACUUUACCAAGAAGGAGGGACAGCACAUUUGUCCAGGUUGUGGACGGGGCUUCAACCACAUUGGCAACAUGAAACUUCACUACAAGAUCAUUCACGAAAAGGUGAAAGAUUUCGCCUGUCGCUACUGUCCCAAGCGUUUCGCCAAGGCGCAAUACUUGCGCAAUCACGAAUAUAUACACACGGGCGAGAAGCCAUUCGAGUGCAAGAUAUGCGGCAAACAUUUCCGUCAGGAGCAGGUGUUGAAGACGCACUUGAAGGUGCACGACAAGCCACCGAAGCCGCCAAAGGCCAAGAAACCACCCAAGCCGUCAGUUAGCAAAGCAAAGGGAUUGAAGGUCGAGCUCAACAAAAGGCAACCAAAGAUUUUCGAAGAGUUCCAGGAUCCCGCUGCAGAACGUGCGGCUGCAACUGCUGCUUUGCUCGCCCAACAGAUGGAAGAGAAUGAAGCAAAGCGAAAGGCCGAGGAGGAGCAACGUAAGAUUCAAGAGGCCGCCUGCGAGCAGCUGAACAGACUGCAGAAACAGGUGCAAAGCGAAAAGGGCUCCUACGAUAGCUACUAUGGACAGAAGGCAGAGGCUGAGGGGACUAGCUUGGAUGCCCUGAAAUUAGAUCAUGUGUAAAUGUCGGCGGUAAUAAGUAAGUUUUUGAGUGUAAGUGUGAGCAAUAUUUUAUAUUUGGCUAUAAAAUCUUCCAGCUGUCCCAGUCCCAAGUCCAAGUCCACUUAAGAACCUUUAUGAACUAUGCGAAUCCCUCGAAUGGUUACAUAUGCAAAUGUAUAACUUUAUCCUUAUCUUAA
Messenger RNA from Drosophila arizonae, 2665 nucleotides. RefSeq lists its product as uncharacterized. Gene Ontology annotation, molecular function: DNA-binding transcription factor activity, RNA polymerase II-specific; zinc ion binding; RNA polymerase II transcription regulatory region sequence-specific DNA binding. Gene Ontology annotation, biological process: regulation of transcription by RNA polymerase II. The record is from RefSeq and is a predicted model, not a curated record. Gene Ontology annotation, cellular component: nucleus. NCBI's taxonomy places the organism in Eukaryota, Metazoa, Arthropoda, Insecta, Diptera, Drosophilidae.